This is a messenger RNA of Microstroma glucosiphilum, 273 nucleotides long. RefSeq lists its product as hypothetical. The record is from RefSeq and is a predicted model, not a curated record. The transcript has 2 exons. Bases 1 to 273 code for a protein of 90 amino acids. Lineage: Eukaryota; Fungi; Basidiomycota; Exobasidiomycetes; Microstromatales; Microstromataceae.
AUGGCACCCCAGUACAACGAGUCUGAGCCCGAGAUCCAGGAGGACGACGCUCCCGUCGACUCUGGCAUCGACGCACAGGCUGAAGACGAGCGAGCUGCUACUGGCUCUGAGCAGCAGCAGGCAGCCAACGAGGCUGGCGAUUUGGACCAGGACAACAUCAUCGACAACUCCGCCGGCGUGUCGACCCGUGGAGCCAAGGUGGACGCCAUGAAGCAGGAUAGGGAGAUUGACAGUGACGUCGCUGCCGAGACCAAGGCUGACGAGCAGUCGUAG